This is a messenger RNA of Bacillus rossius redtenbacheri, 4755 nucleotides long. RefSeq names its product prostaglandin E synthase 2 (gene Su(P)). The transcript is spliced from 6 exons. The record is from RefSeq and is a predicted model, not a curated record. Lineage: Eukaryota; Metazoa; Arthropoda; Insecta; Phasmatodea; Bacillidae. Gene Ontology annotation, molecular function: prostaglandin-E synthase activity. Bases 9 to 1229 code for a protein of 406 amino acids. Gene Ontology annotation, cellular component: mitochondrion.
AAAAAAAUAUGGCUUCUCGAGGUGUUUACAUGUGUGGUGUGGGAUUGCGAAAACUUGCCCUGCCUUCGUUAACGGGUGUUUGUUGGGGUAACAGUAAGUUUGCGAAUGUCCGUCAGUUCGGUGUCAAGUCGAGAACAUGGAGUUGGCGAAGCGCCAGGGGCACCCUGAAGAUAGGGUUGCUGAGCGCCGGCCUGGGAGCCCUAGCCGGGGGAGGCUACAUGUACUAUGUGGCCAAACAGUCGAGACAGCAGAUCAUCAACACAGAUCUGACGGCCAGCCCCGUGUUGGAGUCGUUUCCUGAAGUCAGGAUAUCCAGGCAGGUGGCAGGCGUGGCGGAGAGCCCGGGCCUGCGGCUCACACUGUUCCAGUACCCCACCUGCCCGUUCUGCUGCAAGGUGCGGGCGUUCCUGGACUACUUCGGCCUGCCCUACGACGUGGUGGAGGUGGACCCCGUGCUGCGUCGCGAGAUCGGCUGGUCGCGCUACAAGAAGGUGCCCAUCCUGGUGGCACAGCUCGGCUCCGGGUACCAGCAGCUGAACGACAGCUCGAUGAUCAUAUCGGCGCUGGCCUCGCUGCUGGGGGACCCGCGGCAGACCCUGGAGGACGUCGUCAAGUGCUACCCCAGGAUGGAGUUCAAGGACGAGGACGGCACGCACCGGUCGGAGAUCAUGAACCGCUACUUCCUCAUGUUCCAGGACGCCCCGACCGGCCGCUCCGCCGAGAGCUUGCUUGGCCGUGUCCUGUCCCGCAGCCGGGAGCGGAAGUGGAGGAAGUGGGCGGACGACCGGCUGGUCCACGUGCUGUCCCCCAACGUGUACCAGACGCCGGCGGAAGCGCUCCAGGCCUUCAACUGGUUCUCCGAGGUGGGUGACUGGGACAAGAACUUCCCGUCGUGGGAGAGGAACCUGAUAGUGUACGUCGGGGCCUACGCCAUGUGGCUCAUUGGCAAGAGACUCAAGAAGAGGCACAACCUGAAGGAGAACGUGCGGCUGUCGCUGUACGACGAGUGCAACCACUGGGCGCGCGCGGUCAAGCGGCAGGGCACGGCGUUCCUGGGCGGGGACCGCCCUGACCUGGGGGACCUGGCCGUGUACGGGGUGCUCAGCAGCAUCGAGGGCUGCGCGGCGUUCCGCGACGCGCUGGCGCACUCCGCCGUCGGGCCGUGGUACGCGCGCAUGAAGGACAGCGUCUCCAGCCACGCCGGCAGCUCCGCCGUCGCCGCGCGAUGACACGGCUCCCGGGGUCGUGCCGUGAGUCCACUGCCGAGCUCAUUCGCUGAUUGUAGGACACGUCUUCUCAUUACAUUUGUAGCCAAAAACAAAUCCAGCUUAACCUGGACUAGAUUCCUCUCACCGGCAGGACAAGUCCAUUUCUAAUUUUAUUAUGUAGUCUUGUUUUACUCCAUUCUUCUUUCUUGUCCCUUCCUUAAUGAAUUUCACUUUGUGGUCUUGGUUCCUGCUCUCUCUCUCUCUCCCCCCCCCCCCCCCCCCCCCCCCUUCAAAGUUUAAUUUUUAAUUGAGAACCCAGUUAACCGAAUCGCCGGUUAAUCGGUUCACGGGGAUAAUCGUGGUUCUACUGUGGUUGAAACAGAAUUUGUUAGUGAAUCAUUUUUUUUUAUUACUAAUACCAAAAUAAAUAGUCUUAAAUGAAAGUAAGCUCAUUGAAACACUGUGCAUCACAAAUUUUUUAGUAAACAUUAUCCUCUCAUUUAUUCAUGGUUAACCAGUAGUCACUUUAUUAUUAUUAUUAUCGUCAUCAUCAUCAUCAUCAUCAUCAUCAUACUUUAAUGAUAUAAGUUUGUUGACACGAGAAUCUGCUAUAUUUUAUAAUUAACAACAACAAAAAAGUACUUGAAAAACAAAUCUUUGAAGGUACUUACCCCCCCCCCCCCCCCCCCGCCCCCUCCCUUACCAUAUUACUGAUACCUUAUGAUUAGGGACAAGAUUAUGCAGUGAAUUGCAAUAAUACCAAAAUAAAACCAAAUAGCAAGUCAAUAGACCAUGUAACACCAAAAUUCAAGUUAAUACACCAUUUAGCACAGAAAUGCUAUUAAAAUCAUAAUGUUGCAACUGCAACUCAGUUUUAUGUUACGACCUCAAUACAUUUUUCAAACACUGAAAUACUUAACAGGUUGUUUUUAUUUGUUCCGGAAAGUUAGACAUGCGUAUUACAAAUCCUUUUGGUUGGAAAAGGUUAUCAUGUAUCGGUAAAAAUGACACUGUUUUGGAGAAAUUAGAAUCAUGGGACAUUUAAUAUUGUAUUUGUACAGCAAUAUGCUAACUUCUUUAAUAAACAGAUUGCAUUAACACCAAAAUCUCCGGUUUUGAAAACUAAAUUGGCCUGAAGAUAAAAACCAUAAAGUCCUGUUUCUAUGUAUGACCAGCUGAGAGCAGAACAUGGAUCGUUAUCCAUUACCAGUGUCUGUUACUGGAACAGCCCUCGUUACCAAGCGAGAUGGUACAUAAUCAACCACGUGUAUGGCAUGGGUUAGCUCAUGGACUGUCACGUUGAUGGUCACAUGUGCGUGUCUGUGUAGGUGAGGCUCAUUAUUUCACGAAGAGGCAAGGGCGUAGUGGCAGCACGCAUGUAGCUCCCCUCCACGCUUGCAGUUCCUCGGACCAUACCUGUCGCACGAUACGGCAUCGGCAGGAUGUCCAAUCCGUGUAGUUCAUACAUCUUGGUACAAAAUUCAUGCUAAAUAAAUUACAUUCAAUAAAUUUAAUGCAAUUCAAAAAAAAAAAUUGUAAUUUGAGUUAAGUUUUGUUAAAAUUUCUGAUUGAUUCCAUGUUUUUAAUUAGUAAAUUUCUGUGCUUUAUUACUUGCAUUUCGGUGUUACAUGUUUUAUUGAAGUGCUUUGCAGUGUUAUUUCAGUUACAUCACUAUUCCCUCUGUAAUAUUGUCCAUGUCAGUUUCAAAAUUAGCUAAUUCAUAACACCAUGAAAUCUUGGCUCUAUUCAUCCAUAUGAAAAUGUGGCCCUUGAAAGAUUUGUAUUCGAUGAACUGAAACCUUUAUUGAGCUGAAGAAAUAAUAAUUUUAUGCCAAUUUAACAUUAAUGCUUUAGUGAGUGGAUAUUGAUUGUGCCGUUAAAUCACACUACAUUGUACCUCCUAGCAAAACCCUACAUUUUUGUACUUAAUAAAGUACUUUAUAUCAACCUAUUAUUUUAAGUAAAAUGGGUUUUAGGUAUUCAUUGAUAAGUAUAUAAAAAUCAUAAUUAGUUUGUAAUAAGAUUCUUAAUUUAUGCAUGGUGUGUUCAGUUCUCUGUAUCUUGUAGCUACGUAUGCCUGUGUUGAUACGGGUUGAAAACUGUUUUUUUCUCUCUAAAUAUUUCAUUAUACUAAAGUUGGCGUGAAUGCAUUCGCACAACCUCACUAGGUUUACUUUCUGUAAAUAGCACGGUUUGAACAUUUGCGAGUUAGAAGACAUCCAUAAUUGUUUUCUUUUGUUAUGCUGUAAUGUUUGUGCGGCUUUUUUGGUUGUGUUUUUAUUUAUAUUUUUGCUUUUCCCGCGAGGAAAUUGUCUUUAUUUAUUGUUCUGUGUACACCAGGCGUCCACAUUCUGGGCAGUCAGGGAGAGUCAGGGUGGUUUGAGGGGAAACGUCAUGCUCCGGUCUGUUGUGUUAGUGCGUGCUCGUGCGCACAGAGACACGGCCUGUGCCGUGCCGUGCCGUGCCGUGCCGUGUGGCUGCCGCGUCUCUGCACCAACUGUCGGCGAAUAGCAGGCGUUGCUCGAGGUGAAACAUUCCCGAGAAGUUCCUGCUGUUUGUAAAUACAUGUUCCCAAGUGAGACAACUUACCAAGUGCACCGAGUUAGAUUCAGUUUUGAAAUAUUUACGGCCAGGAAAUUCUUAGAAGGGUUUUUUCUGUGUAAGGUUUUUGUAGGGACAAGAUUAUGUGGUUGUAUUUUUAGGCUAAUUUAGUUUUUAAAACAGGAGAUUUCAAUGUUAAUUUUUUUUUUGUUAUAUGUUUUAAUUCUGUUGAUUCAUAAAUGUAGCAUAACACUGAACAAAUAUGACACAUGAUUUCAGUUGUUAUAUAUUGCACUUUUAUUGUAUAAUAAUUUUUAACAAGCAUGUUUAACUACUCUGAGCAAUACAAAUAAAUUUUCAGUAUUUGUGUGUUUUAAAAACAUAACAAUGUAAUAACGUAAAAAUGUGUUACCAAUAACAGUUGUAAGAUGAAAGUAAAAGGAAACCAAUUUUUUCACUCUAUUUACUAUUCUAUUGUAACUUACUGUUAAAUAAAUUACAUUAAUUGUAUUUAUUACAUUAAUAGAUUAGGUUUUUGUUAUUUGAGUUAAAUUUGUAUCAAUAAUGCUGAUUAAUUAUAUGAUUUUAGUUGCAUUUUGGUGCUAAAUGGUAUAGUAACUUGCAUUUCUAUUUUAUUUGGUGUCUUGACCCACUUUUCGCUGUUGUUUGUUAUAUCGCAACUCUUCAUGUAAUCUUGUUCCUAGUUAUUUGCAAUCAUAUAUCAUUGUUUUGUACCCUUUUUUUUGUUUAAGUUGUUUGAGGAAUUAUGUGGGAAAUAUUUAUAUUGCAGGUAAUUGUAAGAAUAAUUCAGCAUAUACCAUGUGAGUGUGGACCUGUGUACCAGGGGAGCGGUGAAAUGCAAGAACGUUAUAAAUGUGAGGGUUUAAACUGGGUACUGUAACCUACAUGUACAUAAUGACCGAUCCCAAAGUAUUUUGUGUAAUGUUAAUUAUUGUCAGUAUUUUUGUUGCCAAUGCUAAAAUAAAUUUGCAAAUUAUAUAUUCAA